This is a messenger RNA of Engraulis encrasicolus (European anchovy), 2438 nucleotides long. Its product is annotated as gastrula zinc finger protein XlCGF52.1-like. The record is from RefSeq and is a predicted model, not a curated record. Gene Ontology annotation, biological process: regulation of transcription by RNA polymerase II. The transcript has 2 exons. Gene Ontology annotation, molecular function: DNA-binding transcription factor activity, RNA polymerase II-specific; RNA polymerase II cis-regulatory region sequence-specific DNA binding. The coding region runs from base 14 to 1339 and encodes 441 amino acids. NCBI's taxonomy places the organism in Eukaryota, Metazoa, Chordata, Actinopteri, Clupeiformes, Engraulidae.
UCCACUCCAGCUGAUGAGGAGCGUCAAAGAAGAGACAGAGGAGUUCAGCUCAACUGAUUCUCCAUCCCAGCUGAACAUAAAAGAAGAGAGAGGAGAGGUCCCUGGUUCUCAAGAACAGCUGGAGAUAAAAGAAGAGAGAGAAGAGUUCCCUGCGUCUCCAUCCCAGCUGAACAUAAAAGAAGAGACCGAGCAUUUCCCCGGUUCUCCACCUCAGCUGAGGAGCGUAAAAGAGGACAGCGAGGAGAUGCUGCGUUCUCUGUACAGUCUGAGGAGCGUAUCUGUAGUGCUGGUGGACUGCUGUAGACCACAAGGACGGCAGGAGAACAAUGAAGAGAACCACAGAGAUGCCGAGGCAACCAAGAGAUCUGAGCAUCAGCUUCACUGCAGUUCCAGUGGAGCAGAGUUUAGUGGAAAAACACAUUCUGCUGCCCUCACCACAGAGAGGCGUUACCCUUGCAGUCAGUGUGACAAGAGCUUUAAGACAAAAGAAAACCUCCACAAACACCAGCUUGUUCACACUGGGGAGAAACCAUUUUCAUGCACGGACUGCGGAAAGAGUUUCUCAACUUCUUUUAACCUCCACAUACAUCACCGCGUUCACACUGGAGAGAAGCCGUACGCUUGCAGUCAGUGUGGCAAGAGCUUUAAGACAAAAGCAGAGCUCCAACGCCAUCAGCUUGUUCACACAGGGGAGAGACCAUACGUUUGCAGUCAGUGUGAAAAGAGCUUUAAGAGAAAAUAUGAGCUCCAAACACACCAGCUUGUUCACACAGGGGAGAUACCAUUUUCAUGCUCUGACUGUGGAAAGAGAUUCUCACAUUCUUUUCAGCUCCACUCACAUCGUCGCGUUCACACUGGAGAGAGGCCGUACGUUUGCAGUCAGUGUGAAAAGAGCUUUAAGAGAAAACAUGAGCUCCAAACACACCAGCUUGUUCACACAGGGGAGAGACCAUACGUUUGCAGUCAGUGUGACAAGAGCUUUAAGAGAAAAGAUGAGCUCCAAACACACCAGCUUGUUCACACAGGGGAGAGACCAUUUUCAUGCUCUGACUGUGGAAAGAGAUUCUCACGUUCUUUUCAGCUCCACUCACAUCGUCGCGUUCACACUUUAGAGAGGCCGUACGCUUGCACUCAGUGUGACAAGAGCUUUAAGACAAAUGCAGAGCUCCAACGCCACCAGCGUGUUCACACAGGGGAGAAACCAUUUUCAUGCAUCGACUGUGGUAAGAGUUUCUCACAGUCUUUUAACCUCCACAGACAUCGCAGCAUUCACACUGGAGAGAAGCCGUAUGCUUGCAGGAAGCGUGACAAGAGCUUUACGACUAAAUCAAAAUUCUAAAGUCACCAGCGUGUUCACACGGGAUAGAAACCAUAUUCAUGCACCGACUGUGGAAAGAGUUUCUCACAUUCUUCUCACUUCCACUUACAUUGUCGCAUUCACGCUGGAGAGAAGCUGUACGCUUGCAGUCAGUUUGACAAGAGCGUUAACACUAAAACACAACUCCAAAUCCACCAAUACAGUGGUGCUCAUAUGUUUACAUACCCCAGCAGAAUAUACGCUUUCUCUGCGAUUUCUCACAAAAUAUGAUAUAUUACACAAAAACCUUUUUUUCACUCAUUGCUAGUGACUGGCUUAAGAUAUUUAUUAGCAAUAUUCUGUGUUUACUCUUUCAAAAGCAUGAUCACAACCCAAACUACCCAAAUGACCCUGUUCAAAAGUUUACAUACCCUAAUGUCUGAUGCUGAAUACGGCCCUGUUUAACAUCAAGGGCCGCUCUAAAUUGUUUGUGGUAGUUGUGGAUAAGGCUCUUAAUGUUCUCAGAUGACAAAACAACACAUUCUUCCUGGCAGAAUGGUUGUUUCCUAUAAUAUCUUUGGGUGUCUUGCUGGAACCUCACAUUUGAGGUUUCCCCUGAGUGGCUCAAUGAUGUUGAAAUCAGGAGAGUGAGAUGGUCGCACAAAAACCUUCAUUUUAUUCUUUCUGAAGCUAAUGACGGGUUGAUUUGGCUUUCUGUGUCGAAAUAUUGUCAUGUUGGCUCUGUUGGAAUUUCAAUUCAGAAAUUCAAUAUGAGGGGUUUGGUUGGAAUCAAGCCAAUGGGAAAGGGAAUCAUUGCAUUGCAAUGAUCAUUGCAAGGGAAAUUGUUCAGGAGGCAUAGGUGUUAGAACUAUAUUUACGUGUUAUCCUAUAGUUGAGCAAACAUUAUGCCUUGGUAACAAAUGGGCCUGCGGCUCAGUGGAAAAUUACUGGACUGUGCGAUUACUGGACUGUGCGAAGACUUUCUCUGCACCAGAACGAAGGAAUGCAUCCUUGAAAUAACCACAACAAAGUACAUCUUUUAGAUAGCGGGCCAAGGCCUGUGUGUUUGUGUGUGUGUGUGUGUGUGUGUGUGUGCGGAAACUAAUCUCAACCGGGAUGUGUGUCCCCCACCCCCUAGCGG